Molecule: messenger RNA, 2273 nt
Organism: Cadophora gregata
Lineage: Eukaryota; Fungi; Ascomycota; Leotiomycetes; Helotiales; Ploettnerulaceae
Exons: 3
Coding region: 570-2273 (567 amino acids)
Molecular function (GO): monooxygenase activity; iron ion binding; heme binding
Source: RefSeq, a predicted model, not a curated record
AUAACCCUCCUCUUCGCGUUUCUCAUGUCUUGAUCCUCCCAAAUUGUACGCUAGUACAUCUCCUUUAUCCGUGUGCAGACGGCGUCUCUUCAUGCUUUCGCGCAAAUUUCCCAGGCUGAUCGCUUCGCUUGUCGGUUAGAAAUGCAUCAAAAGUCGCCAUAGAGUAAAUCCGAAAGUUCGUCUUCAGAUGCUCUCAAAGCUCCAGAAGGCUUUUUAUUUUCAUCGCCUCUCCGAACAAUGCGUUUUGUUUAGAGUUAGAGUUCAUACUGGGUUAAUUGAGUUCGUCUCGGCUAGACACGUGAUGGAAUUAGCGCAUUGGGGACAGCAUUCAUCUCACUUUCCCACCGUUACCUCACCUUUCUCUUUGCACAACGCGAAACACGCGAUCUUCAUUAAACCGAUCUAGAUUCUUUGACGUGUAUGUCCAAGCCUGAAUUACUCCCCUCUUCAUCCAUUGCUGGCACAAUGCAUCGCUAACACAAUUCCCCAGAACCCAAACUUGGUGUACAAGUCCCAAAAGAUAGCUCGGGCACGGCGGAAAUUGGAUCCGUCGUUCCAGCCCAAGCAAAAUGUCGUCCUUCCUCCUCUCGAGUUGGAGCGCGCUAUCGACGUCGACGGUCGUUGCAGUUGGUCUUGUAACUGUCUUGAUAGCUUCGCUAUGGUUUCUUCCAAGAGAGGAAUUGGAUCCGAAGGAGCCGCCGCUGGCGAAGUCGAGGAUUCCGGUGUUUGGUCACGUGAUGAAUUUGUUGUGGUAUCAGAAUACGUAUUUUAGGAUUUUGCACAAAACCCAACCUUCCCCCAUAACAACCCUCCUCAUCCUCACCCAACGCAUCUACAUCAUUUCCUCACCCACCCUCGCUCAACUCGCCUUCCGCCUCUCCAAAACCAUAGAUUUCGAAACCAUCAAGCAGAACGCUUCGGUCAAAGCCCUCGGGUUUGAUCAGCACGGUAUAGAUAUCGUUAAUGCUCCAUUACUACCUGACCCGCAUGUCCCGGGCAGAAUGUCGAAUUAUAUGACGGACUUGCAUACGGAGAUGUAUGGGGCUUUGGCGCAGGGCAAGCAGUUGUUGGAUACGAAUAGGAAGGUUUUGGGGGGGUUGGUGGAGAUUUUGAACGAGAUUGGUGGGGAUGGGUGGAAGGAGAUGAUGUUGUUUGGGUGGUUGAGGGACUCUUAUACAACGGCUAGUGCGGCGGCGUUGUAUGGUGAGGAGAAUCCGGUAAAGUGGGAUAAGCGGUUCAUCCAAAUGGGCUGGGAUUUCGAAAAAGAUCUCGGCCUCCUAGUCUUGGACACUUACCCCUCCAUCACCGCCCGCAAAGGCCACCUCGCACGUCAAGCCAUAACCGCCUCCUUCGAAACCUACUACGCCCGCGGCCUCCUCUCCAACGCCAGCGCCUUCGUGCAAGGCCGCGCCCGCUGCGCCCGCAAAUGGGGCCUCACAACCACCGAGAUUUGCAAAGCAGACAUCAGCAUAUUAUUCGCGGCUGUGACGAAUACAGUCCCGAAUGUGUUUUAUAUGCUUUGUUGGAUCUUCGAACGGCCUGAGUUGGUUGCUGAUCUCAGGGAUGAGAUUGAAGGUAUUGUUAAAGAGGGGAAGGGGAAUGGCGAACCAGAGGGUAGCGAAAAAGGGAGAGAGAUGUUCCUUAAUAUCGAGGGGUUGAGAGAGAAUUGUCCUCUCCUAACAGCCUGUUUCCACGAAUCUCUCCGCCUCGUCAAAACAGGUUUCGUGAUCCGCACCGUCCUGGAAGAUACCCUCCUCGCAGACAGGUAUCUCCUCAAGAAAGGCGCCAUUGUGCAGAUCCCUACGGGUGUCUUGCAAGCUGAUGUUGACACUUGGGGGGAGGAUGCCGGGGUUUUUAAUCCUCGGAGGUGGAUUGAUGGGGAUGAAGAUUCGAUAAAAGGGAAAUCUCGAUCACAAAGUGGUACGAAUGGGAUCACGGAUCUGGCGCAAAACGUGUUCAAGGGAAAGGAAAAGCGCAAACUCCAGAAUAGCGCGUAUAUCCCCUUUGGAGGCGGGAAGAAUCUUUGUCCGGGGAGACAUCUCGCUUUUACUGAGAUUACGGCGUUUGUGGCGGUCUUGGUUUUUGGGUUUGAUUUGGAGGGUUGUUCUGGUAAGGGGGGAGAGGUGAUUAAAGCGCCGGAAAUGGCGACGAAUAAAUUGGGGGAUGGGAGUACGAGUCCGAAGGGGGAUGUUAGGGUUAGGAUGAGGAGGAGGAGGGGGUGGGAGGGUGUGAGGUGGGGGUUUGUUGUUGGUGAGGAGGAAGGAGGGGAGUGA